AUCAAUAAUGAGAUAAAGAAGCAGGAUGAGAAGCUAGUGAGACCUGUAGCUGAGCAGAUGAUUGAGUUCAGCAUUUUGAUUACUGGUGAAAAGUACAGUGAGGAGCUGAGUGAUCCAACUGCUGUGAAGCAUCAACUGCUCUCUGAACAAUUCAUUUCUCAGAUCAAAAGUGUAUUUGAAGGACUACCUGGAUACAAAAGCAUCCAUAUCCUGGAUUACAGGUCUCCUGAGGAGGACAGUGGGGUGGAAGUUCACUAUGCUGUUACGUUUGAUGGAAAAGCUAUCAGCAAUGCCACAUGGGACAUGAUUAACCUUCAUUCCAAUAAGGUGGAGGACAACUCCUUUAUGGGCAUAGAGGAUAAUCCAACAGUUGUGUACACCAUCAGUGAUUUCCGAGAUUAUAUUGCUGAAAUCCUCCAGAAAAAUGCCUUGCUUGAAAACACUUCCUUGUCUUUAGACCCUAACUCUCUUCAACUUACUAAUGUGAAAGAAAUACUACACACUAUACCAGAAGACCACUCCUGGAUUACUGAGCAUCCAGUUGUGCUGGAGCGCCCGGAGUUUGAUGACAGCACCUUUUUAGCUGAACGGCCUUCAGCUGAUGAAUCAACUGUCAGCAAUACGUUGCCCUUCGAUUUCACCAAACCAGAUUCCAUGUCAGAUAGUGAACGGUCCAACGAUAAUGAAAUCCGGCCAAGACCAGAAAAUCUGGACUCUGAGGCCAGUCUGGCACCUGAAGCUCCACUCUCCUCAGAGGCUGACGUCACUUCUUUGCCUGAUGGGCUGAAUAUAGAGGAUGGCAACCAAACUCCUGAUUUGGUGACUGCACCAGUGUUAGGGCGUGAUUCUGUGGACUCUCUGGAAUGGCUUUCAGCCCCCAGUUCUUUAGAUGCAUUUGAAGACACUGGACUAUCUGAAGACCUUCUUUUGCCUUCAAAUCCUCCUCACUUUGUGCCUGAAGAACCUCCAUCUCCAGAUGAUUAUGCAGUUCCUCUGCUUUCUGCACCAACAGUGGCCUCUUCAUCAGUCAUAGACACUGAUAUUGAAGAAACAGUAUCUACUGCAAAGGAAGAAGUAACUUGGGGUAGUCUUGCAGGCAGUAGCAAUGCAGACUCUGUGUUGCAUGAGUCUGUGGAAGAAAUUCCUUUUCCCUUAGAAGUACGCCCUAUGGAAGAUGAAACUGAUAUAUAUCUUGGAGAUAGAAUUAUAUAUGAUGAUGGGUCUGGUUCAGCUUUUGAUGGUUCGGGAAAAGAAAUGGAAUCAAGUAUUUGGCCUUGGGAAGAAGCAACACUGGAACCAGUUUUCUACCCUGGUCCUGAUAGCUGGCUUGAAGAUGACAAUCAGUCUUUGUUAAUCAGAACAGAGGAUAUUCCUGAAGGCGUGAUCUUAGACUAUAUUCUUAACUCUAAGAAUAAAUUAGAUGGUGAUCGUUCCAAAGAUGAGAGUGAAGGUAUGGCCAGUAGAAAAGAUGAUUUCCUCCAUGAGUCUGAAGUAUUUGUCUAUCCAGACACUACAACUCCGCAGGUACCUCUGUUACAGACAGAAGAGCCAUCAUCUCUGGAACCAUCUACACAGAGAGAACCAUCGGGCAUGUAUGAUUCUUCUUUUGUUAAACCAUCCUUGGUUUCAGAGCCAUCGGUGGAUCAUUCCUUUGUAGACAUGCCAGCUGGAGAGGCCCCUGUCUCACCACACAAUACAAGUCUGUCUGUGGAAGAUAGUCUUCUUCCAUCUACAGGGACCUUCAGUAUGGAGCAACCUGAAGAGUCCAGUGUAGGUCAGAACAUGAUUUCUGAAGAAGUUGAAAACCAAAAAGAAGACAGGACAAUGGUAGAAGAACUAUUCACAGUGGGGCAAUCAGAUGUAACUGAAGCUGCUACAAUAGGCCACUUGGACACAAGCUCUUCAGAAACUGUUCUGACUGCAGAUCCUUCCACUGUAAACACUGAUGUUUCCACAGAAGAGCAGCAAACCCUGGAUUCAUCAUUGGCAAGCCAAGACACUACUGGAUCAGCAGUGAAGAAACCAGCUGAUGUUUGGUCUACUGAGAGAACACUAGAAACUGCCACUCAAGUUUCAGCUGCAGCUCCAUCUGUAAUAGAUGAGACCACUGUUUUAGAGGGCUUUGCUGUGCAGGGUGGUACAGACCAUGACACAUAUGUUUCCAUGAGCUUCAGCACUGUUAUGAACUCUUAUGUAACAGUGAGUGUAACAACAAGCACUGCUGAGCUUCCAUCCCAUCUCCCUCCGGUGGGAUCCAUGGCAUCAUCACCUGUGGCUACCUCAACAAAGCGGGGAGAUGAAACGACAAGAGUCAUGGAUGAUGUUUCAGUGGACCUGCAUCGUGUGAGCACUGUCCACUUUUCUCCUGAGCUGACUGAGGAGGGAAGGAGCAUGACUGAAAGUCACGUGGAGCUAACAACUCAUGUCCAGUCCACAGAAAUGGCCAGCGUGGCUUGGGCCACACAUGAAAAUCGCACUAGUACUCCUGUCCCGUCACGAGCUCUAGUCGUGUUUUUCAGUCUUCGGGUUACCAACAUGAUGUUUUCAGAGGACCUGUUUAACAAAAACUCCCCUGAAUACAAAGCGUUGGAGCAGCGAUUCUUGGAACUACUGGUGCCCUACCUUCAGUCAAACCUGACGGGCUUCCAGAAUCUGGAAAUCCUGAACUUCAGAAAUGGCAGCAUCGUGGUGAACAGUCGAAUGAAAUUUGCCAAACCUGUGCCUCGGAACGUCACCAAUGCUGUGUACAUGAUCCUGGAAGACUUCUGCAACACCGCGUAUCACACCAUGAACCUGGCCAUUGAUAAAUACUCCCUGGAUGUGGAAUCAGGUGAGCAAGCAGAUCCCUGCAAGUUCCAGGCCUGCAAUGAAUUCUCUGAAUGCUUAGUAAAUCGCUGGAGUGGGGAAGCUGAGUGCGUCUGCAAUCCUGGCUACCUAAGCAUCGACGGGCUGCCAUGCAACAGCAUCUGUGAUCUGCAACCAAACUUUUGCCUGAAUGAUGGGAAGUGUGACAUAAGCCCUGGGCAAGGGGCCAUCUGCAGGUGUCGUGUGGGAGAGAACUGGUGGUACAGAGGGGAGCACUGUGAAGAAUACGUGUCUGAGCCACUGGUUGUGGGUAUUGCAAUUGCUUCUGUGGCAGGAUUCCUUCUUGUGGCAUCUGCUGUCAUCUUCUUCUUGGCCAGGACCCUUCGAGACCAGUACACAAAGAGUGACACCGAGGACUCACAGGGGCAGGGUGACAGCCUCUCGUCCAUUGAGAACGCAGUUAAAUACAACCCUAUGUAUGAAAGUGAUACGACUGGCUACAGCCAUUAUUACCGGAGAUACCCUCAGCUAACGUCCUACAGUUCUACCAGUGCAGAGACAUCCACAGACUACAGCAGUGAAGAGAUCAGGCACAUUUAUGAAAACAGUGAGCUUACUAAGGAGGAAAUUCAGGACAGAAUUCGAAUUAUAGAGCUCUACGCUAAAGACCGUCAGUUUGCAGAGUUUGUUAGGCAGCAUCAAAUGAAGCUGCUUUAAGAAAAAAAGAAAACGGUAGAAUGCAUGUGGGAGAUAAAGACUACCUUGUUGCCAUAGCAAUGGGCUCAGAUGUAACUGCAAAGUUACUUAUAGUCUUAACAUUGCAUGGAUGGAUACAGAUGUUUUCUAAAUGAGUGGCUAAAAUGUACAGAUGUCUGUUUAUCUCAAUUACUUCUGGCUUUUCUGAUCACCUUUUAAAAAUGUCACUUUACACAGAAGUGGCAGAGGUUAGGAAAGUUCAUUUUUCUUAACUCUGAAAUGGACAGUGAAAGUUUGUAUACCAAGGCAAAAA
This is a messenger RNA of Phaethon lepturus (White-tailed tropicbird), 3814 nucleotides long. RefSeq names its product interphotoreceptor matrix proteoglycan 2-like. Gene Ontology annotation, biological process: visual perception. The transcript is spliced from 13 exons. NCBI's taxonomy places the organism in Eukaryota, Metazoa, Chordata, Aves, Phaethontiformes, Phaethontidae. The annotation marks the transcript as partial. Gene Ontology annotation, molecular function: hyaluronic acid binding; heparin binding. The record is from RefSeq and is a predicted model, not a curated record.